Messenger RNA from Myxocyprinus asiaticus (Chinese sucker), 2606 nucleotides. Its product is annotated as cell growth regulator with RING finger domain protein 1-like. The transcript has 6 exons. Bases 95 to 1105 code for a protein of 336 amino acids. The record is from RefSeq and is a predicted model, not a curated record. Gene Ontology annotation, biological process: negative regulation of cell growth. NCBI's taxonomy places the organism in Eukaryota, Metazoa, Chordata, Actinopteri, Cypriniformes, Catostomidae.
UGCUUUGAACAGACGCCCAUUUUAUUUGUAAAUUGUUUAUUUUUAUCAUAUGCGCCGGAAUUCGUGCGCAUUGUAUUAAUGUAACAGUUUGAGCAUGGCUGCGGAGUUUUUAGUGAUGUUGUAUGAGUAUUCUCCUCUCUUUUACAUUACUGUCAUAUCAGUAUGUUUCAUCAUCACUGUGGUUGUGGUGCUGGGCUGGUUUGGAUUCGAUGUUCCGGUCAUUUUACGUAGCUCGGAUGAGACCGAGUCUAUCACACCUGUCCCUGAGAAGAAGAUGGUGCAGGUGACCAAUCCCUUCGCUUUGGAGAUGGGCUCUACGGCUGGUACAGUCAUUGAGGGUCUGAGCUUGCGGCCGUAUUGCCUUGAAGACUGCGUCCUCAGCUGUUUCUGGGGUUGUGGGGUUCAGGCUCUCCAGAUGGCACUUCAGAGUCACCAGCGAGGGCCCAGACUCGGCACCCCAGAGCUGUUUCAAGAUGCUCUAGAUUUCAGAUACCACCACUGCCAAAGCUUCAAUAUACAGAAAGAGGAAAGGGAGGAAUGCUUCACCCAGAUGCCACCAGAUCUCGGGGUGAGCGAUUUUGGGUUGCUGCCCCGGGAUCGGUACCCCCUGGUGGCUGUGUUGACACUGGCCAAUCCGGAAACAAGGGACAACUACAAUAUUGUGACUAGUGUGACUGUGCUGCAUGUCCCUGAUGAUAAAUACAGACUUUCUGGGAGAAUCUUGUUCCAAUAUCUUCUCACAGCACAAGGGAACAUGUAUGAUUUGAAGCCUCUUUUCAUGUCAGCUGACACCAGCAGUAUGUCUAGAACCACCGAGCCUUCAACCAGCACACAAGGGGUGGGGUCGCAACUUGAAGGUCCAGAUGAAAAGGUGGAGGAGUCAGAAUCAGAAGGGGAGUGGCCAGACACCCAAGGCCGGGACUGUGUGGUGUGUCAAAACGCACCAAUAAAUAGAGUGCUGUUGCCAUGCCGACAUGCAUGCGUAUGCGAUGGAUGUGUACACUGCUUUCAGCACUGUCCGAUCUGCCGUGCUUAUGUCUUUGAAUCUUUUUCUCUGUCUAACCGGACAUCUCAUGAUGAAGAAAAGGACUUAAUGGAGGAUUAAAUCUGUCUCUGAACCAAACGUUAGCAAUUCCUUGCUGGACUGAACAUAAAAGGAAACAUUGUAGCUUCUAUUAGGUUAAUGGAUGCAGGCAUCUGACCUUUACCUACAGUUGAAGUCAGAAGUUUAUAUACACCUUAGCCAAAUACAUUGAAAGUCAGUUUUUCACAAUACCUGACAUUUAAUCAUAGAAAAUGUUCCCUGUCUUAGGUCAGUUAGGAUCACUACUUUAUUUUAAGAAUGUGAAAUGUCAGAAUAAUAGUAGAGAGAAUGAUUUAUUUCAGCUUUUAUUACUUUCAUUACAUUUCCAGUGGGUCAGAAGUUUACAUACACUUCCUUAGUAUUUGGUAGCAUUGCCUUUAAAUUGUUUAACUUGGGUCAAAUGUUUUGGGUAGCCUUCUACAAGCUUCUCACAAUAAGUUGCUGGAAUUUUGGCCCAUUCCUCCAGACAGAACUGGUGUAACUGAGUCAGGUUUGUAGGCCUCCUUGCUCGCACACGCUUUUUCAGUUCUGCCCACAAAUUUUCUAUCGGAUUGAGGUCAGGUCUUUGUGAUGGCCACUCCAAUACCUUGACUUUGUUGUCCUUAAGCCAUUUUGCCACAACUUUGGAGGUAUGCAUGUGGAAAACCUAUUUGUGACUGACCUUUAACUUCCUGGCUGAUGUCUUGAAAUGUUGCUUCAAUAUGUCCACAUAAUUUUCCUUCCUCGUGAUCACAUCUAUUUUGUGAAGUGCACUAGUCCCUUCUGCAGCAAAGCACCCCCACAACAUGAUGCUGCCACCCCCAUGCUUCAUGGCUGGGAUGGUGUUCUUUGGCUUGCAAGCCUCACCCUUUUUCCUCCAAACAUAACGAUGGUCUUAUGGCCAAACAGUUCAAUUUUUGUUUUAUCAGACCAGAGGAUAUUUCUCCAAAAAGUAAGAUCUUUGUCCCCAUGUGCACUUGCAAACUAUAGUCCGGUAUAGCAUUGGCUUCUUCCUUGCUGAGCAGGCUUUCAGGUUGUGUCGAUAUAGGACUCGUUUUACUGUGGAUAUAGAUACUUGUCUACCUGUUUCCUCCAGCAUCUUCACAAGGUUCUUUGCUGUUGUUCUGGGAUUGAUUUGCAUUUUUCGCACCAAAUUACGUUCAUCUCUAGGAGACAGAACGUGUCUCCUUCCUGAGCGGUUGUUUGUACAGAUGUGGUACCUUCAGGCAUUUGGAAAUUGCUCCCAAGAUUGAAAAAGACUUGUGGAGGUCCACAAUUUUUUUUCACAAUCUGUCUGUAAACAAUUUUUUGAAAAAUUACUCAUGUCAUGCACAAAGUAGAUGUCCUAAAUUACUUGCUAAAACUAUAGUUUGCUAAUAUUAAAUCUGUGGAGUUGUUAAAAAAGAGUUUUAAUGACUUCAACCUAAGUGUAUGUAAAUUCUGACUUCAACUGUAGGUAUGAAACUUGUUAUUCUAGCAUUAUAUAACUAAUUUUAGGAUUUUGAAAUGGAGAGAGCUUGAGAAAUGUGUUUAGUAUUUGAAU